AACGGUGCUUUACACAGUAUGGCCGGCGACAUUAGCUAGCACUCGCUCACGGUUAUUCUCUGUAAAAGGGGAAAAGUCGGUGAAAAGACGAUUUAAAAAAAAGAAACCAUCUACACAGAAGAAACAGCAGCAGGACCCAAGACUGAGCUUUUACCAUCUGUAGCUUGAUUGUGGUUUGGAGCUGAAUUUAGAUUUCUGUCUGUUUGUUGUGUCACGAUGGAAGAAAACGGUGCGCAUUUCUUCGAGGGGACCGAGAAGCUGCUGGAGGUCUGGUUCUCCCGAGAGGACGACAGUAAAGGUACCCGGGACCUCCGAAGCAUCCCGAGGUUUGAGUGGGACAAACUUCUGGAGAAUGUGCAUUGUUUAAUCAUCAGUGUGACAAAGACUGACAAGCAGGAAGCUUAUAUACUCAGCGAGAGUAGCAUGUUUGUCUCCAAGAGACGUUUCAUUUUGAAGACAUGUGGAACCACCCUCUUACUGCAAGCGCUGGUGCCCCUGCUGCAGCUGGCGCGCGAGUACUGCGGCUUUGAUGCCAUCGAGAACUUCUUUUACUCCCGUAAGAACUUUAUGAAGCCCGCCCAUCAGGAGUUCCCCCACCGCAACUUUGAGGAGGAAGUGGGAUUUCUCAGCCAGAUCUUCCCAAAUGGAGCAGCGUACUGUAUGGGACGUCUGAACUCCGACUGCUGGUACUUGUUUACUCUGGAGCUGCCGGAGUACUGGGAGAACAAGCAGGCGGACCAGACGCUGGAGGUUCUGAUGAGCGAUCUCGAACCAGCCGUGAUGGACCAGUUCUACAUGAAAGAUGGUGUUUCCGCUAAUGAUGUCACUCGUAUGAGUGGAAUUCGUGACCUGAUUCCAGGUUCUGUGAUCGACGCCACAAUGUUCAACCCUUGUGGAUACUCCAUGAAUGGAAUGAAAACGGAUGGAACUUACUGGACGAUCCACAUCACCCCUGAGCCAGAGUUCUCGUACGUUAGUUUUGAAACCAACCUCUCCCAGACGUCCUACGACGAUCUCAUCCGGAGAGUCGUGGACGUCUUCAAGCCAGGAAAAUUUGUGACUACGCUUUUUGUUAAUCAGAGCUCCAAGUGUCGCAGCGUGUUCUCGUCUGCGCAGAAACUCGACGGCUACAGGCGCAUGGAUCGCCAGCUGGCCCACUUCAACGACUACAACUUUGUCUUUACCAGUUACGCUAAGAAGCCGCAGCAGAGCCAGCAGAGCUAAAAUGAGGAAGCGCAGAAAGAAAGCGGGCGGAGACACAAAGCUCUGCUGCCGCCACUCGGAGUUUCAUUACUGUCGCUGUAUCGCAAGUUUUUCCCAUAAACGUCCUCGUACCCGAUCCGUAGAUAUGUUGCAUGAAAGCUCUUGUCGUGUCCGCGUAGAUAUUCUAGCUCACUCUUGCUGUGAUCUUGAAGUGCAUGUAGAGUUGAGGAGCCUCCCCUUCCUGCAGGUGUCCCCCCUCAUCCUCCACAGACAGGGUUUCCGAGCCCAUUGAGCAGGGACCCUGGCAUGCUCAGAUCCAGAUCCUGCCUGAUUUUGAAACGUAGCACUAAGAAAAACUUUAAAUUAAAUUUAUAAAUAUAAAAUCUAAUAAAGAAAUAUAUAUAUAAAAACCCUCAUGAUGCCUUUCCACUAACGAAGUGCACAAUCAAAUGGGCCUUUCCUGUUAACGUCUACAAUAAAAUUUGCACUUUAUGAUGAGCACCGAGAGCACCAAAGCGUUUUGUUUAAGCACUAAUGUAGGAGAAGAAAGUAAACACACACUUUGGCACCUUUUUGUCACUCAUGGCUUUUUAUUGUUUUUAAUAUUCCACUCCUGUGAACAGGGGGAAAAGUCAGUGAAUGUAGGAGGGCUGUGAAUGUAGCUGCGUGCAGGAGGAGCUGUUCCACACGUGUGUGUUUGAAUACCAUAAAUAGCUGCUCUUUGAAUUUUUUAUUUUUUUUCCCCCUCCCCUCAUUGUUCAGGACCCCUCCACCCCUCGGUCGGCCAGCACGCUCCCUGUUCUCCAGCAAAGCGCUUUCUUUUUGCUCCCUGUUCCCUAAACAAUACACCACCUGCAUGGAUCUGAGCAUGUCAGGGUUCUCCGAAAUCAUUCCACAUCAACUUUUUUUUUUUUUUUUUUUUUUUUUAAAUUAUUUUUUUUAGACAGUAAAUGGGUCCUAACGGUUUCCCCUUCAUGCUGAAUAGCGCCGUAUACGAGCACUGAUCCUUAUGUCCACUACCUCUUUUUUUUUUUUUUUUUCUUUUCUUCUUUUCCCUUUGAGACUCUCUCCCUCUCUCAAAUAAAAGAUUUUUCCUUUUUUGUGAUCGAUGGAGGUGAAAUUUUAUAAGUAUAUUUAGAAACAAAACCACUUUAAACCAGGAACAGACCAGAUUAAAACAGCUCACGCCUACAAACCAUGCUGACGCUUGCUAGUGUAAUCCCUUUAGAGCGACCGACUGAACGACGGAGGAUUUUUAUUUCCCUGUUUGUCACGUGAGCAAACUUCACGAAGCCUCUCCAGCCAGAGAGAGCGUGAACGUCUUUGUACCGAACAGGGAAUCGAGACGUCCUCCGAAAACGAGCUUCGGGUUUUAACACCUCGCUGUUUAGUCAUGUUUAAAUAAAAUCUGAUCUAGGGCAGGGUUGAGCUACGAACGAAGAUCACUGAUGUCUCCGGUCUUCCUGCAGCAUCUCCGUCGAACUCAUCAGGGAAAUGUUUUAAAUUAAUAUCUUCCACAUGGACGACGUCUUUUUAGAGGAGAGAGUGAGUCAAAUUCUGGAUGAAUAUUUUUCUAAACUUCCUCCAAGUAGUUUGGGACAUUCCCAUUUUCACAAAAAAAAAAAUUGCAUAUUUUUGUACUCUUUUCUUUUUAAUAUACAUCAUGUGGACCAACUUUUUUUUUUUUUUUUGCCCACUUCCACCCCCACAUUGGUGAUGCAACCCAAAUGACUAUAGCAGUAAAUAUGUAGACCAGUUUGCUCCCAUCAGCCUUCGUCCACCCUGUGAGGACGAAGGCUGACGUGUGACUGCGCUCUGGAUGUUGAGGGGGAAAAGGGAAACACUGCUAUUCUGAUUCUCUUGCUAUUUCCUUGGUUGAUCAAGAUGUGCUAAAUAUCUGUACUGAGCUUGAUGCGUUAAAUACCGAUUAAAUAAAUAAACUUCAGCCA
This is a messenger RNA of Tachysurus vachellii, 3152 nucleotides long. It is a transcript of the gene amd1, whose product is annotated as adenosylmethionine decarboxylase 1. Gene Ontology annotation, molecular function: adenosylmethionine decarboxylase activity. The record is from RefSeq and is a predicted model, not a curated record. The transcript is spliced from 9 exons. Gene Ontology annotation, biological process: spermine biosynthetic process; spermidine biosynthetic process. The coding region runs from base 217 to 1224 and encodes 335 amino acids. Gene Ontology annotation, cellular component: cytosol. Lineage: Eukaryota; Metazoa; Chordata; Actinopteri; Siluriformes; Bagridae.